AUGAACCAGCACAUCAUCCGCCACUCCCUCAACUUGCGCAGCUGCCACACGCGGCACAUGGACGAGGUUGAGGCCGCGAUGCACAUGGUGCGCCCCGGCCCCGGCGCCAAGCGGUGGAGCGCCGAGUUCGACCGGCUCAUGGUGCCGCGGAUGAAGGACGCGCUGCAGGGAAGAUUCAGGGAGCUGGGGAAGGCGGGGGUGUGGCGGUAUGAUGAGGAUGGUGAGGUGGUGUAUGAGGAGUGGGCGAAGGCGUUUGUGAAGGAGGAGUGGGAUGGGGUCAGUUUUUCGAAGGAGGAUGCGGAGCGGUUGUUGGCGCUGGAUGAGAAGGAGGUUGAGAGUGGGAGUGAGAGUGAGAGUGAGAGUGAGAGUGAGAGUAGGGAUGAUGAGGAUGAGGAUGAGAGGGGUACGGUGCGCCCGGAGGACUCGGUCUCGAAUGUUUUCAUCCUCACCCCACCGCCUACCCCGAUCCGAUCGCGAGUUGCGCACCGCGCGCAGCUGCCCCCCGUCGCAGAGGAGGAGGAGGAGCAGGAUGAUGCUGCUGCGGAGCUUGACGCCCUCUCGUUCGCCGACCUCCGCAACCUCAUGCUCGAAGCAGCCGGCAACCUGUUCGAUUUCAAGGUGCACCUCGACUUCCUCGACCACGGCGUCGCGCAUGCCGGCGCAGAAGAGCGGGUGGAGGCCGAGACGAUGCGCGAUCGGUGCCUAGAGGAGCUGCGGGUGCUGGAGGGCGCGCUGGACCGUGCCGCAGUGCGGGAGAUGGGGAUCCGGGAGGUGGGCGUGGCGAAGGCGCCGCUGAUGGGUGCUAUUUGGGAGCGGCUGCUUGGAGGGGUAGUGCGCGAUGCAAAUUGA
Messenger RNA from Colletotrichum gloeosporioides, 849 nucleotides. RefSeq lists its product as uncharacterized. The transcript has a single exon. The record is from RefSeq and is a predicted model, not a curated record. NCBI's taxonomy places the organism in Eukaryota, Fungi, Ascomycota, Sordariomycetes, Glomerellales, Glomerellaceae. The coding region runs from base 1 to 849 and encodes 282 amino acids.